CGUCUCCUUCCCUCAAAUCUCCAUCUACUUUUUCUAUCAGAUCUAAUUUUUCCAAUCUUUUCUAUCAGACCGAUCCCGCACCCGUUCACCCGACGAGAGAGACCACCACCGUCGAUUGAGGUUUCAUUCUCGAUGGCGGCCACAUCAGCAACCACACUCUCGAUCGGAUCUCCCAUCUCCGGCCACCGAAUGCAAUCCCGAGCCUUCACUCUCAACCCCAACUUCCGGCCCACGCCUUCCCUUCAAACCCACAGCCGCCUAAACUCAUCCUUCCUCGGCAAAUCCCCCGAAACCCUCACUUUCACUUCCUCAAAACAAAUCCAUAAAAAACGGCCUUUUUCCACCCAAGCUUCCUUCAACGUCGCCAUUCUCGGCGCAGCCGGCGGAAUCGGCCAGCCUUUGGCCCUCCUCGCGAAAAUGUUCCCUCUCGUCUCCUCCCUCAACCUCUACGACAUCGCCAACGUGAAAGGCGUCGCCGCUGACCUCAGCCACUGCAACACCCCGUCCGCCGUCCGAGACUUCACCGGAGCUUCCGAGCUCUCCGACUGCCUGAAAGACGCCAACGUCGUCGUGAUUCCGGCCGGCGUCCCGCGCAAGCCUGGGAUGACGCGCGACGACCUCUUCAACAUCAACGCCAACAUCGUGAAGAGCCUCGUCGAGGCCGUGGCCGACACCUGUCCCGACGCGUUCGUCCACGUCAUCAGCAACCCGGUCAACUCGACCGUCCCGAUCGCAGCCGAGGUGCUAAAACGGAAGGGCGUUUACGACCCGAAGAGGCUUUUCGGCGUGACGACACUCGACGUGGUCCGAGCGAACACGUUCGUUGCCGAGAAGAAGGGCUUGAAGCUGAUUGAUGUGGACGUGCCGGUUGUCGGGGGGCACGCCGGAAUUACGAUUUUGCCCCUGCUUUCGAAGACGAGGCCCUUGACGAGUUAUUCGCAGGAGGAGGCGGCGGAGCUGACGUGGAGGAUACAGAAUGCGGGGACGGAGGUGGUGGAGGCGAAGGCGGGCGCGGGGUCUGCCACGCUGUCGAUGGCUUACGCGGCGGCUCGGUUUUUGGAGUCGUCUCUGAGGGCACUUGAUGGGGAUACGGAUGUUUACGAGUUUGCGUAUGUUGAGUCGAGCGUAGUGGCCGAGUUGCCGUUUUUCGCGUCGAGGGUGAAGAUUGGGAGGGAAGGGGUGGAAGGGUUUGUGAAGAAGGAUCUCGAGGGGUUGACGGAGUAUGAGAGUAAGGGAUUGGAGGAGCUGAAGCCGGAGCUGAAGGCGAGUAUUGAGAAAGGGGUGGAUUUCGUCAGGAAGCAGGCUGUGGCAGCUUGAGCAGCGUUUGG
Molecule: messenger RNA, 1328 nt
Organism: Striga asiatica
Lineage: Eukaryota; Viridiplantae; Streptophyta; Magnoliopsida; Lamiales; Orobanchaceae
Source: the annotation of a GenBank genome assembly